Molecule: messenger RNA, 2811 nt
Organism: Spirometra erinaceieuropaei
Lineage: Eukaryota; Metazoa; Platyhelminthes; Cestoda; Diphyllobothriidea; Diphyllobothriidae
Source: the annotation of a GenBank genome assembly
AUGUUUACCUCUGAUCUGGCUGAACUCAAGACACAGACUGCCCAUUUGUCGGCGACUGUUGCCGCUUUGCAGUUGCGCCUUUCCGCCGGUCCCUCUCGACGUUCCUUUGGCCUUGACCAUCGUCGUCACACUCUCGCUCCAGGACCGCAAACCUAUGCUGGAAUCAUCUCAACUAUGGCAACAAGGCGCGGCGCUAUGUCCCACCCUGCUCCUUCAGGCCCACGCAGGGAAACUCCUCGGCCGGAGAAUAACUGCGGCCGAGCUCUCUGGCAACUCUACGGGUCGCACCUUUUACAUCAGUGAUAACACGAGUGGCAGGAAUUUUUUAGUCGACACGGGCGCUUAAAUUAGUGUUAUCCCUCCCACGCCAGCCGACCGCCGUUGCCCAAACCAUGGUCUAUUCCAUCUAGCCGUAAACACAUCCCCAAUUACAACCUUUGGACUUCGCUCCCUCCCCCUGGAUAUUGGUCUCAGGCGAUUAUUCCCCUGGAUAUUUGCGGUGACUGAUGUUCCCACCGCCAUCCUUGGUGCUGAUUUUUUGACCGCCUUUGACCUCAUGGUGGAUUGCAGGCAACUUCGCCUUCAUGAUCGCGCAACUACCCUCACCGUCAAAGGAUUUCCUCCAUCCUCAGCUUCUAACCAUCUAUCCGUCCUUGACCCAAACCCUGACUGUCCAUUUCGUAGACAUUUAGCAAAAUAUUCUACUCUCAUUAGGCCUCACUUUCUGACACCACAUGGCCCCAUGAUAUUGUUCAUCACAUAAAAACGACUGGUCCUCCCGUUUUCUCUCGUCAUCGCCGUCUUGUGGCUGGGAAAGUUGAAUUUGACCACAUGCUGCAACAUGGGGUUAUUUGGCAGUCUGACAGUCCCUGGGCAUCUCCUUUGCACAUGGUUCUUAGACAAAAAACUGAUGAUUGGCGUCCUUGUGGCGAUUAUAGAGCAUUAGACAAUAUCACAAUGCCGGAUCGGUAUCAGAUUCCUCACCUUCAGGACCUUGCCGGAGCUCUCUGUUGCAAAACCGUUUUCUCGAAGCUCGAUUUGGUCAGUGCUUUUCAUCAAAUUCCGAUUGCGGCUGAGGACAUUCCCAAAACGGCAGUGACUACUCAUUUUGGCUUGUUUGAGUUCCUUCGUAUGCCAUUUGGUCUCCGAAAUGCCUCACGCGCUUUCAAACGUUUCAUUGAUCGUGCUUUACUUGGCCUUCCAUUUCUUUGUGCACAUAUUGAUGAGGUCCUCGUCGCCAGUCGAGAUGUCGAGGAACAUCUCCAACACCUUGCCCAGCUUUUCGACCGAUUUUAGCAAUUUGGUCACACUGCAUCCUGCCAAAUGUUUCUCGGGAGCCACUUCUCUUGAGUUCUUAGGUCACCUGAUAGACUCAAACGGUAUUCGGCAUCUUCCCUCAAAGGUUGCCGACAUUCGGGUCCUUCCAUUCCCUACCUUGAAGCGUCAGUUGCAACGGUUCCUUGGUAUGGUGAACUUUUUAUCGUCGGUUUCUCCCGAACUGUGCCGAUAUCAUCCUACCUCUGACCAGUCUCUUCUCAUGUUCCAAGCGCAUUUUUGAACUAACACCAAGAGCACUCACGUCAUUUGAGCAGGUAAAAGCCAUUCUGGCUAAUGCCACCCUCCUGACUCCUUUCACUUUCUGAUGGUCGAUGCCUCCAAUGUUGCUGUUGGCGCGGUUCUUCAACAAAGUCUGCCAGAUUCUACCGUGCCUUUGGCUUUCUUCUCCAGGAGACUAUCCAAAGCCGAAACCCGCUACAGCACAUUCGGACGUGAACUUCUCGCCGCUUAUCUUGCCGUAAGACAAUUCCGGCAGUUACUCGAAGGUCGAGAGUUCACAAUUUUUACAGAUAGGAAGCCGCUUACCUUUGCUAAGCAUUCUCACUCCGACAAACUAAGCCGGGAAAUCCGCCGCCUAGACUACAUUUCGCAGUUCACUUCAGAAUCCGCCAUAUUGACGGGUCACGGAAUGAGGUGGCUGACGCACUGUCCAGGCCCUCUAUCGCCCACAUUCAGCUUUCACCGGGAUCGACCUCACUGAGAUGGCUGCUGAACAUCGCCGUAUCGGUUCACCCUGUGGUGAGGAUGCUUCCGGACUGUAACUUCAGUAACUACCACUGACAACUGACAACGGCACCAUUUUAUGCGACGUGCCACCCCUUCGCAUUGUCCAUUUGUGCCACCAUCCCUCCACCGCAAAGAUUCCUCCUCUCUGCACAAGCUCUCUCAAACUGGGAGUCGAGCAACCGACAAGCUGGUUUCCGACCGCUUCGUUUGGCCUGGGAUGCACAAAGACCUGAAAGCAUGGUCACGGGCUUGUAUCGCCUUUCAACGGAGUAAGAUCCAUCGGCACAACAAGACCCCAAUUGGCACCUUCCCCGGCCCUGGUGCAAGGUUCAGCCCCGUUCACCUCGACCUUGUAGGCCCCUACCUCUGCCCAAUAAUCGUUCCUAUCUCUUCACCUGCGUGGAUCGGUUCACUCGGUGGCUUGAAGCUAUUUCCCUGCCUGACAUUGCUACUCCAGCGGUGGUCAAGGCUCUUCUCAGUCGUUGGAUUGCUACCUUUGGUGCACCCUCCACAAUCACGACUGGCCGUGGUGCCCAGUUUGAGUGUAACCUCUUCCAGUCUUUCCUCUCCUCUUUAGGCUGUACCCGCAUCCGGGCGACAGCCUAUCACCCGGCUGCUAAUGGGAUGGUCGAGCGGUUUCACUGCCAGUUGAAGGACCCAACGCGCCGCAGCCGAUCCGCAGAACUGGACGGACCACCUUCCCCUGGACCUCUUGACCACCCGCUCCGCUCUCAAGCCGGACCUUGA